AUGCCCUGCUUCCAGUGGCUCAAAGAGCUGGUACCGUGUGUGCCUCGCCGGCGUGAGCCGGCCGUGAACCGCUGGCUCCUCAUUACGGGGUGCGACAGCGGCUUCGGCCACUUGCUGGUGUCGCAGGCUCUGGGCACCGGAUUCAACGUCGUGGCUGCCUGCUACACCAGAGAGGGCAGUGAGGCUCUCGACCGUCGCUAUUCCAGCAAUGCCGGCAGUCCGGCUGCUAAAGACAGCGAAUCCAUUGCGAAUCAAGACCAGGAGGCCUUGAUCAACAAGGACCAGAAGACGGGCAGCUUCGUCUCCGUGGUGGGUGAUCUGACCACGGCCCAGGGGAUUUCGGCGGUUGUCGCUGCUGUUCAGGGUGCCGUGAAGGAGCAUCAGCAGUUUUGGGCCAUCGUCAACAAUGCCGGCAUUUGCUUACCAGGCAAUGUGGACUGGGCAGAGCCCGUGACGUACGAGAAAACCUUCGCCGUCAACUUCUUUGCCCCAGUGAAGUUGACAUACGAGCUGCUGCCGCUACUGCUGAGGAGCAAGGGGCGGGUGGUGAAUGUCACAUCGGUAGAUGGCUUCAUUGCGCUGCCGAGCAAUGCUGCCUACAACGCUUCCAAGCAUGCCCUGGAAGCCUACAGCGACACCUUGCGCUGCGAGAUGCGUCCCUGGGGUAUCAAGGUCGUCGUUGUGGAGCCGAGCACCAUGAGGACUCCGCUUGUCCUCGCCUAUGCAGACUCUUGGCUGGCGAGCUUCAAGGCCGCCUCUCCAGAGCGGCGCGAGAAGUAUGGGGACGAGUGGGCCCAGGAGUUCGCCGAGCGAACCAAGAAGAACCUCAGUGGCCCCGUGGCGGACGACCCACAGAUCACCGUCGACGCUCUGCUCGAGGCGCUUCUGCUGCCCGAUCCGCCGACCCGGAUGACCACCGGCGCGGCCGCCAAAAUCCUCUGGAAGCCGCUGUCGAUGCUGCCGGACAAGAUGAGGGAUGCCGUGCUGUACAAGUUGACUUGGAGUGGGCCCUCGCCCAUUGGACUGUCCUGA
This is a messenger RNA of Symbiodinium natans, 1032 nucleotides long. The record is from the annotation of a GenBank genome assembly. NCBI's taxonomy places the organism in Eukaryota, Dinophyceae, Suessiales, Symbiodiniaceae.